Molecule: messenger RNA, 1273 nt
Organism: Manduca sexta (tobacco hornworm)
Lineage: Eukaryota; Metazoa; Arthropoda; Insecta; Lepidoptera; Sphingidae
Product: prostaglandin reductase 1
Exons: 8
Coding region: 168-1235 (355 amino acids)
Biological process (GO): prostaglandin metabolic process
Cellular component (GO): cytoplasm
Molecular function (GO): 15-oxoprostaglandin 13-reductase [NAD(P)+] activity; 2-alkenal reductase [NAD(P)H] activity
Source: RefSeq, a predicted model, not a curated record
GGUAGUGGUGGGGGGGUACAGAGGUCGCGUAAAUCUAUUUGGCAGUAUUGACAGGCAAUUGUUUUUUUACCUUCAUAGUGAAGAGUUUCCCGCACCACGGGCAGAAGUAUUUAGCGUCGUGCUCCGGGUGUACUUUGUGCUUGGUUGGUGCAUUUCAAAACGAGAUCAUGAAUUCGGCAAAAGUAUUUUUCGUGACAAAGCGCUUUUACUCUGGGGUAGCCAGUAGAGUAAAAGCGCAGAAAUACGUUCUUACAAAAUAUUUUCAAGGUGAACCGAAAAAUACCGACUUCAAAAUAAUUGAAGAGGACCUUCCUGAACUGAAAGAUGGAGAAAUUCUGACUGAAGCAGAAUAUAUUAGCGUAGAUCCUUAUAUGCGCGCCUAUAUGGUCGGAUAUAAAUUACCUGUCGAUAUGAUUGGGGGGCAGGUAGCAAAAAUAAUAGCCUCACGAAAUGAAACAUAUCCUGUAGGGAAAUAUGUAACAGGUUCAUUUGGUUGGCGAUCACAUACUAUUUGUAAUCCUGAAAAUUUAAAAGGAAAGCCAGGAUUUUCGCCUUUCACUCUAUUACCUGAUUUAACACCCCAUCCUGUUUCAUUAGCGUUAGGAAUACUGGGCAUGCCGGGUAAUACUGCAUACUUCGGAUUAAAAGAAAUUUGCAAACCUAAACCUGGAGAAACAAUUGUAAUAACUGGUGCUGCUGGUGCAGUAGGUUCUCACGUUGGACAAAUUGGCAAAAAUCUAGGUUGUCGUGUUAUUGGCUUUGCUGGAUCUGAUGAAAAAUGCAAGUAUUUAGAAAAAGAGCUCGGUUUUGAUCGUGCUUUUAACUAUAAAACAACCGACAUAAGAUCUGCCUUAAGAGAAGGCGCUCCUAAGAGAGUUGACUGCUACUUUGACAAUGUGGGUGGUGAAAUCAGUUCGACCAUAAUGAGUUACAUGAACAAAUAUGGACGAGUCGCUGUCUGUGGUUCAAUAUCCUCUUACAAUGAUCCGCAACCGCCAAAAGUGACAAUACUUCAGCCGGCUAUAGUGUUUAAAGAACUCAAAGUAGAAGGUUUUCUGGUGGAUCGCUGGAUAAACCGAUGGGAAGAAGGAGUCAAAGCAAAUUUAGAUUGGUUACAUGAUGGUAAAUUAAAGUAUCAAGAAAAAAUUUACGAAGGCUUUGAUAAUAUGGUUGAAGCUCUUGUUGGCAUGCUUAGGGGUGAAAAUACUGGAAAAGCUGUUGUAAAAGUAAAAUAAGUUACAAUAAAAUGAGUAAACAUACUAUGUAAUAUAAA